UGCUAUAUCGAGCCUAUUUAUUUCUUUCAAGAUUAUAUAUUGUCAUAUACAUAAAUAAGAGACAUUUGAAUUUACAAAUGCAGCUGGGAAGAUAUGACUUGUAUUUAUUAAUACAGACCGAUUUGUUGUUUGUAAUGGACGUGUACUGAUCGAGUAAAAUAAAAUAAGAGUAAACUAAGUUUUUUUGUAUGCAAAAUCCCUCAAGAUGCCGUCAAAACAGACACUCCGACAGAUUUUUAUCGGAUUCAGUUUGACCAUGUGCAGUGUCUCGGACGGGUUAAUAUUCGGUCAGAUGUCCGGUAUGAUAGACGCUCUGCGUCAAGAAGACCGCGAUGUACCACUCACCGAAGAUGACAUUUCAUUCAUAGCUUCUAUAAUAAACAUUAUGUGCAUCUGCGGCUAUGCGGUUGUUGGAGUAAUAAGUGAAUAUUUUGGUCGUCGGAAAGCAAUCACACUUAUUAGUUUACCAGUCUGUCUGACUUGGAUUCUUGUAUAUUUAGCUCACGACAAGGUCACUUUAAUCUUCACCAGAAUAAUUCUUGGAAUAAGCUUUGGUGGUAUCUUAUGGGUAGUCUACAUUAGUGUGGGAGAAUAUAAGUCUCCUGACGUCAGAGUUCUUUAUCUUAACUUGAUAUCCAGCGUUGGUACACUUGUUGGUGUAACUACUGGACAUUUGUUAUGUAUAAUUCUUCAUUGGAGGCAAGUAGCUUUGAUUGCCAUCAUACCGACGGCUUUGUCUGCUUUUUUGCCGCUAUUUUGGGUGGAAAGCCCCGUGUGGUUGGCCACUAAGGGACGUUUUGAAGAAUGUAAAGAGGCAUUUUGGAAAUUACACGUUUUCUCGGAUUCAUCUGAAAAUGAGCUGAGACUUCUUAUCAGCUAUGAAAGACAAAAACAGAGCGAACGUCGUAGUAAUCCUAGCAGACAUUUUUUUGGAAAAAAGUUCUUAUUAACAAUGAAUACGAAGUACUUUUGGAAGAUAUCUGCAAUAGCUUCAAUAGUUUGUAUAUGUAGAGUUGCAAGUGGCCGUGUUCUGUUUAGUACCUUAGCGAUCACAAUGUUACAUGACAUUACAGGCACUUCAGAUAUAUUUCUUUUCACAUUAGUAUUAGACGGUUUCGUUAUAAUAGGUUCAUUGUUGUCAUGGUACUUUUUGAAUAAAUUUAAAAUAAGACAACUAUUCUUUACUUCUGGUAUGGUAGCCAAUGUGUGCUUGGUUACGUUUUCGUUAUGCCUUUAUUUUUAUCCCGGUAGCGACUAUUAUUUGUCGUGGAUUAAGAUUUCAUUAUUGGCUUUGUACUUUGUAAUACAAGCAGCAGGAACGUAUCCGGUAUUAGAAGGAUUAUUAGCAGAGAUAUUUCCAGUCGAUUUGAAAACUUACUUUGUUGUAAUCAUCGGAUUACUUGCUGGCACCUCUCAAUUCUUAAGCGUUAAGCUGACACCAUACAUUAUAUCACGAAUAGGCUACCACGGCCUUUUCUUGUUGAAUGGUGGAAUAAUAUUUUUCUGUAUGGCAUAUUUAUGGUUUUCGUUGCCGGAAACGAAGGGGCGGAGUCUACAUGAAAUCGAAUAUUACUUCAAAAAUAAUACGUUUAAUUAUAACGAAGAAUUUGAAAGUACAGAAAAAUCUAGCAAAUUGUUGGUUGAUAAUAGUUGUGUCGAAAAAUAAUAUUAUCAGUGAGUGUUAAUUAAAUGGAUGUAUAAUAAUGAAAAAUAACUAACCUGACAUUAAAAGGUAGCAACUUAAUUUCCAUUAGUCGUGUAAAAAAAAUAAUUAAGGUUUUGUAUUUCAAGCUAGUUAAUUUUAACCCCCAAUUGUUUUUUCUGAAGGCCUUCUUAAUAAGAUUUCGUUGAAGUAUUUUUAAUUCUUACAAUAAUUUAACCAAAACCAUAUUUAUGGUUAAUUUGUAUAUACAAAUAUAAUGAAAAUUAUUUCUCUUUUGUUCUUCAUUGUAACUGUAAGCAUUAUGAUAUUCACAAAAAUAUAACAAA
Messenger RNA from Danaus plexippus (monarch butterfly), 1989 nucleotides. RefSeq names its product probable metabolite transport protein CsbC. NCBI's taxonomy places the organism in Eukaryota, Metazoa, Arthropoda, Insecta, Lepidoptera, Nymphalidae. Bases 206 to 1666 code for a protein of 486 amino acids. Gene Ontology annotation, cellular component: membrane. The record is from RefSeq and is a predicted model, not a curated record. Gene Ontology annotation, biological process: transmembrane transport. The transcript is spliced from 3 exons. Gene Ontology annotation, molecular function: transmembrane transporter activity.